GCUUCAAUCCUUCCGAAGAAAUAAUAUACCAUGCCAUCUUGAUUGGUGUAUGUAUAAUGAACCCAUGUGUGCAUUCAACUGAAAGUCUCCGCCUUCGAAAACACACAAAUAUCUAUUACGAAGGGGAUGUUAAUCUGAACUCGGUCGGGGAGGGCAGCUGGCGAGAAUGCAGGGGAGUUCCGCGUCUUGUUAGGUGGUCGGGGAGCAGAGAGGAAAAGGGUUGCGGUGUGGACCUCCGCCACUCCACUGCCGGUAGGAUUGAGUCGGAGGAGAGACGGAAGUUUGCGGAUCUCCCUUGAGCCGAAGCAGAAGAAGCCUCCGUCUCUGUCUCCGGACCUACAGUUUCGACCUUUGAGCCCCCUUCUCCUUCUCCAACUGCGACAUAGCCUUCAUCCUCGGCUUCCAAUAGAAGCAUCUGCAGGAGAAUAGAAGGUAUUCUCUCUCUGUCUCCAUGUCUAUUUCUGUCUGAUUUGUGUCUCUCCAUCCCGAUCAGCCGAUUGGUAAAGGGGCGUUUGCCGAUAAUGAAGCAAGUUAUGAAGGAAAAUCUGGAUUUCUGAAUGAGGCAUUGCAGAUAGGUUUUUUUUGUCUCGUUCAGCUUCGUAUUCUAUAGGUUCUUCCCUGUCCAAAUGUUACGGCGGCGUUGCACAUUGGGCGCGCACUUACCGCAGCAAUAGAGGAUACUAUUAUCAGAUGGAAGAGGGUGUCUGGAUAUAAUGCAUUAUGGGUCCCUGGGAUGGACCAUGCUGGAAUAGCAGCAGACCACAACUUAUCGCACCAUCGACGAUAAUCUACACACCUCCGAGCUUGCUCAUAGCAAACCGAACAGCAGACCACAACUUCGCGCCAUCGACGAUAAUCUACACACCUCCGAGCUUGCUCAUAGCAAACCGAACAGCAGACCACAACUUUUCGCACCAUCGACGAUAAUCUACAUAACAAUAUUUUGGUCAUAUUAAAAAAUUGGGCACUAAUAUACAUAACAAUAUUAUCGUCCAUGGUGCAACAAGUUGUGGUUUGCUGUUCGGUUUGCUACGAGCAAGCUCAGAGGUGACUACAUCCCUCCUGAAAUCCUAGCUCUGGAGACCAUGCCUUUCCGCUGCAAGUGGAUAUUGUCUGUGCUAAACAAGGCUAUAGCAAAGACAGUAGCAUCGCUGAACGUUCACUGAUGCGAUCAGAGCCGUUUACUCUUGGUGGCAGCAGUUACGUGAUGUUAUCAAAGCAAUCAAGCCUUACUUUGUGGACGAGGAAACUUUUGCAUCUGAAAGGAGUGCUGCACAAUAUGUUGUGCUUUGAUAAAAACAUCACAUGACUGUUGCCACCAAGAGUAAACGGCUUUGAUCGCAUCAGUGAACUUGUAUGUGUUCAGCGAUGCUACUGUCUUUGCUAUAGCCUUGUUUAGCACAGACAGUUAUGACGAGUGAUUAUCCUUCUCCUGUUGAGUGUUGGACCAAUGAAAGGGUGGAGCAGGAGAUGGAUCUCGUGCAGUCUGUAGUAAAAGGCCUUAGGUCUCUUAGGUCAGCUGUCUUGACUAAGCAAAAAGAAUGAAUGGUUAGUCAUUCUUUUGCUUCUCAUUCUUUUUCUUAGUCAAGUCAGCUGACCUAAGAGCAAGCUGUGGUCUGUUGUUCGGUAUACUACGAGCAAGCUCGGAGGUGACUACAUCCCUCCUGAAAUCCUGGCUCCGGAGACCAUGCCUUUCAGCUACAAGUGGAUGUUGUCUGUGCUAAACAAGGCUAUAGCAAAGGCAGUGGCAUCACUGAACACAUACGAGUUCUCUGAUGCGACCAGAGCCGUUUACUCUUGGUGGCAGCAGUUAUGUGAUGAUUUUAUCAAAGCAAUCAAGCCUUACUUUGUGGACGAGGAAACUUUCGUAUCUGAAAGGAGUGCUGCACAAUAUGUUUUGUGGGUGUGUUUGGAGAAUGGGUUAAGGUUGCUUCAUCCGUUCAUGCCAUUCAUCACUGAAGAACCGUGGCAGCGCCUUCCUUCACCGGAAGGUGUGGAGAGAAAGAAGUCAAUUAUGAUAAGUGAUUAUCCCUCUACUGUUGAGUGUUGGACCAAUGAAAUGGUGGAGCAGGAGAUGGAUCUCGUGCAGUCUGUUGUACAGGGCCUCAGGUCUCUUAGGUCAGUCGUCUUGACUAAGCAAAAGAAUGAAUGUUGGAGGAAGUUUGGGAGAUCAUGAAGAGCCAUAAAUCCUUCGUGACUUUAUCAUCAUUGGAGGUUCUGUUGAGCGGGAGGGACGAUUAAGGGCAAUCUUAAUGUAGAAGCACAGCGUGAGAAGAUCCAGAAUAAGAUGGAAGAAAAUCUAAAGUGAGUAGCGGAUUGGAUACAACACCCAGGUCCUAAUAAUUUAUUUCUAUGGAUUUCCCUCUCGGUUCAUGUUCCUUUCCUGUAAAUUCGUUAUUAUCUUUGCAUUUGCAGGCAGUAAGAGAAACUUAGACGGGCCAUGGGUAUAUACGAGUACAAAGAUAUUUACUCAUAUUCACUCAUGGCCGGUGUAAGUUUCUCUUGCUAAGAUGUUUUUCCAAAAGGAAAGCUCACGAAUAGUACAUUUGCCCAAUUGGCCCUAGCUGAAUAUACUUUGCUUUUUGGGACUUAACGUAAUAUGUAAGUAGAUCUUCGAAUUUUCCUACUCAUAACUAUCACUAAACAGGUAUCCUUUUGUAAUCAAAAUGUCACGGUCGACAUCUGUAAUCUCAA
Messenger RNA from Punica granatum (pomegranate), 2694 nucleotides. The record is from RefSeq and is a predicted model, not a curated record. NCBI's taxonomy places the organism in Eukaryota, Viridiplantae, Streptophyta, Magnoliopsida, Myrtales, Lythraceae.